GACGGAUAUAAAGUUGUCGGCCUUGUCCACAAGGUGGAUCAAAACUGCAGGUGUCGCUACAGCCAGCCUCAGGCCAAACAAGCUUAACCACAACUCUCCUUGAACUGACGCAGCUUCAAGCCCCUCACAUCUCCAAAUUCAUACACCUUUCCCCAUAUUCACAAACGCAAAUUGUUCAAUAUGCCCGUAAGUCAAAAUACUAAAUCCGUCAUCCAAUUCUUUCUAUCAAAACAUAAUCUCGAGAUGGGCGUCCCAAAAUCACUGUAACCUCCAAACACCUCACAUAUUCUACCUUGGAUAUAGCUAACAAACCACCUCAAUCUAGGCUUACAACAGCAUAUUCAACGAAGACUCCUCCACCGCCCUUCACCUAAUUGGCAACUUUCCUAUCCUUCCCCUGCGCACAAAGGUGCGCGGACCUGCCUACACACUCCCUCUCGAUCCAUCUCUUGCCGCCCAUCUAUCCCCAGAACCAGAUUCCGAGUCCUACGAUGCUUUAGACGAAGUACUCUCUCUCUUUCGCGCCAAUACAUUUUUCCGUAAUUUUGAGAUUCAAGGACCUCCAGAUCGUCUCUUGAUUUAUGGGAUUUUGUGGGUGAGCGAGUGUCUCGGAAAGGUGAAGCCUUCGAUGUCGGUGAGGGAGGCACAGAAGGAGGUCCAGAAUAUUGCGCUGGAUACCAAUUUUGCGAUACCGGGAGACGCGGGAUUUCCUUUGAAUCAGGUUGGUUUUACUAUCUCUCUACGUCAUCUCUUACCCUUAUCCUCUGUAUUUGAGAUUGCAAUUUAGGAGAUGGGAAUGGAGUUAUUAGAAAGGGAAGCUAACAAUACUUCAAAAUAGAUGUUCGAAGCACCUGCAAAUCGACAAGAAGCCGAGACCCUCCGACAAUAUUUAGGACAAGUCCGUCAGGAAUUGGCGAGUAGAUUGUUAGCACGCAUUUAUGAUACCGAGGAUGGGAAGCCAAGUAAAUGGUGGCUAAGCUUUACGAAGAGGAAGUUUAUGGGUAAGAGUUUGUGAGGGGAUCCUAGGAUGCAUGAUGUGUGAGACGGAUGAGAUACGACUUUUAGGCCGCUUGAAAAUAGGGGUGGGUGGAUGUUGACGCUGGGAGUAUGCAUUUGUUAAGGGAGUUGGCGGUGUUAUUACGGGUGAAAUAAAGAUACAGUUGAGGUUACAAGAUGGAGGUGGAGGACAGAGAGAAGAAAAAAGGCAUCGCUCCUAAGAGAUGAGGAUAAGCAGACGAAGCUCAUUAAUCUUCUAGAUCAUUUUACCGAUUACAACAUCGCUUCUAUACUUCACCUAGACACAUGUAGAUAAUGCAUCAAAUUGCGAUA
Sclerotinia trifoliorum is the source of this 1329-nucleotide messenger RNA. NCBI's taxonomy places the organism in Eukaryota, Fungi, Ascomycota, Leotiomycetes, Helotiales, Sclerotiniaceae. The record is from the annotation of a GenBank genome assembly.